Molecule: messenger RNA, 1524 nt
Organism: Microtus oregoni (creeping vole)
Lineage: Eukaryota; Metazoa; Chordata; Mammalia; Rodentia; Cricetidae
Gene: Yipf3
Product: Yip1 domain family member 3
Exons: 9
Coding region: 152-1195 (347 amino acids)
Cellular component (GO): Golgi apparatus
Source: RefSeq, a predicted model, not a curated record
CAAUUGGGGCCAAACAUCCGGGUUUCUCCUUUUUGCAUUCCUGCUGGUGCUACCUCUCCCCUCUCUCUCUCUGGACGUUUCUUUCACCUGGGCUCAGGUCUCACACUGUUCCCACGAGCACGAGCUUCAGCGACGGAAAGCCUCGAGGGACAUGGCGACUACGGCGACGCCGGCCAGCGGCGUCCGAAAUGGAGCUGGCCCGGAAUGGGGAGGCUUCGAAGAAAACAUCCAGGGUGGGGGCUCGGCUGUGAUUGAUAUGGAGAACAUGGAUGAUACCUCAGGCUCCAGCUUCGAGGAUAUGGGUGAGUUACAUCAGCGCCUGCGUGAGGAAGAAGUGGACGCUGAUGCUGCUGCUGCAGAAGAGGAGGAGGGAGAGUUCCUUGGCAUGAAAGGCUUUAAGGGACAGCUGAGCCGGCAGGUGGCUGACCAGAUGUGGCAGGCAGGGAAGAGACAAGCUUCCAGAGCCUUCAGUCUGUAUGCCAACAUCGACAUCCUGAGACCAUACUUUGAUGUGGAGCCUGCCCAGGUCCGAAGCAGGCUCCUGGAGUCCAUGAUCCCUAUCAAGAUGGUCAGCUUCCCCCAGAAAGUCGCAGGUGAGCUCUACGGACCCCUCAUGCUGGUCUUCACAUUGGUUGCCAUCCUCCUCCAUGGGAUGAAGACUUCUGACACCAUUAUCCGGGAGGGCACCCUGAUGGGCACAGCCAUUGGCACCUGCUUCGGAUACUGGCUGGGUGUCUCGUCCUUCAUUUAUUUCCUUGCCUACCUGUGCAAUGCCCAGAUCACAAUGCUCCAGAUGCUUGCACUGCUGGGCUAUGGCCUGUUCGGGCACUGUAUUGUCCUGUUCAUCACCUAUAACAUUCACCUUCAUUCCCUCUUCUACCUCUUCUGGCUGCUGGUGGGUGGGCUCUCCACCCUGCGCAUGGUGGCAGUGUUGGUGUCACGGACUGUAGGCCCCACCCAGCGGCUGCUCCUCUGUGGCACACUGGCAGCGCUGCACAUGCUCUUUCUGCUCUAUCUGCAUUUUGCCUACCACAAGGUGGUAGAGGGGAUCCUGGACACCCUGGAGGGCCCCAAUAUCCCACCCAUGCAGAGGGUCCCAAGAGACAUCCCUGCGGUGCUCCCUGCUGUCAGGCUUCCUGUUACUGUGGUUAAUGCCACCGCCAAGGCAAUAGCAGUGACCCUGCAGUCACACUGACCCUACCUGAAAGCCUUGGCCAGCCCUGACCCCAGCUCUGGAGAGAGGAAGAUUGAAGGACAGUACUGAGGACGUGUAUCUCUUUGAUGAGGUCUGCAGCAGACACUGAGCUGUCGCUCCUAAACACCUCCUUGGCAUGGGGCUUGGCUUCUCAAAGGCACGAGGCCAGAAACUCCUGGCCAGGACUGCAAGCCUCUGCAGCCAAGUGCAGAAUAUGGGUCAGCUCUUCUGAGGCCCUCACCACCUACCCCUCUUUUCUCUCCCUUUCCCUCCUGUCUUGCUAAAUAUAGACUUGGUAAUUAAAAUAUUGAUUGAAGUCUGGAACUACA